This is a messenger RNA of Xyrauchen texanus (razorback sucker), 3129 nucleotides long. Its product is annotated as protein FAM222B-like. The transcript has 3 exons. NCBI's taxonomy places the organism in Eukaryota, Metazoa, Chordata, Actinopteri, Cypriniformes, Catostomidae. The record is from RefSeq and is a predicted model, not a curated record. Bases 179 to 1984 code for a protein of 601 amino acids.
CAGCAGCAGUGACUAGACAAGCUUUUUAUCGACAUAAGCAGAGCACAGGUGCUGAAAAUCCACCAAAAUGUUCGUUUAAAGAAUCGCACGUCUCAUCCCGAAGCCAGAGAUGUAUUUUAAGAGAUGGGUGAUAUGAAUCCAUUUUUGCUCCUGACGAGACUGUUUCCUUUGCAGUGUGAUGCUGGCCUGUCUGCCGGUAUCAGACCCCUCCCUCAAGCUUCUCUCUCACACGCAGAUGAACACUGGACUUCAGAAAUGGGAUACUACACAGAGGAUGAGAUCAGCACAAUAUCCUACCCCAGCAGAAUUGGAUGCUUAUGCUAAGAAAGUUGCCAAUAAUCCACUGACUAUAAAAAUCUUCCCCAAUAGCGUGAAAGUACCUCAGAGGAAGCAUAUACGCCGCACCAUGAACGGUCUCGACACCUCCAGCCAGCGCUACAGCCCCUACCCUCCUCAGGUCAGCUCCACGACAGGCCUCUUGGCCAUCGUCAAAGUCCCAGUCAAAGGGGUUCUCAAGAACGUCGAGGGCGGCCGGGCCCGAUUUCUCCCCAAGCUCAUCAUGAACCCGCACACUGGGCUUUACGCCAACCCCAGCACUUUAAACAUUCCUCACACUGUUCCACACCCUCGAACUCCAUCUCAGUCGCAGCUUCCUUUAGGCCAGAAGAGUCUUGCUCACUCUCAGGCCUUGCAGGCCCACCCUCAAUCCCUGCAGCAGCAUAAGGCCAGUUUACAACCGCAACAGAGCCUGGCCCAUCAGGAGGCUAUGCAUACAAGCCAGGCUCACCGAUCACCAGAACCGCACCACGCCCUAAACCACCAACAGACUCUCGUGCAACAGCAGUUUCCCGGUCCACAGGGACUCCGGCACCUGCCUGAUAUGGCGCAGACGGUAAACUUGCAGCACUCCCAGGGUUUCCAUCAAUCCCAAUCCAUGCCACAGACCAGUUGCGCUGGCCCGUCAGCCCCCGGGGUCUUACAGCCACCCCUAGCGGGCUUACAGAUGCCACGCAAGCUGCCUGAUGCCGACGCCCCUCCCAAUGUGACUGUGUCUACCUCAACCAUCCCGCUGUCCAUGGCUGCCAGCCUGCACCAGAAUCGGCCCAGCGAUUUGAACAGCAUCGUCAAUCAGAUCAGCCAGUUCUGCCAGGCACGGGCCGGCAUGGGCUCUACCUCCGUUUGUGAAGGACAAAUCGCCAACCCCAGCCCCAUCAGCCGCAACCAGCUCAUUAGCGCAAGCUCCCGGGUUUAUACCCAUAACCCUGUCGUGGGCCCUCCGCCUUCUUGCAUCCUCGGUAACUCGGACAAAGCCUGUCUCACCCCAGCCCUAACACUGCCCGACAUCACCGCUAUGAAUAGGAUGCCUGUUUACCAUAAUGACAUGAAGCAGCAGCAGUCUCAGCAACAGUUACCACAGCAUCAGCAUCAACAGGGCUCUUGGGGUGGCCAGCAACAGCUUGCACACCUUCAUCACCUUCCGGAGGGAGCUCACCAGGGCAAGAACCUGCCCAGAGAAGCCCUGGUAGGGCAUAGUGGGUUCCUCACCAAGGGCAUGAGGUACCCGCAAGAAUUUUGCAUGGGUCAACCCUUCAGCUUAAAGCCCCCUACAGACAAAGUGACUCCUCCUCCAGUCAAUGGGAUGCCAGGUGGCAUGAGUUACAGCAAUGGCCACUUCAUGCAGCCUCCUUGGAAUAGCAUCUUGCCAACACCAAAUGGUGAGAGCUCAGGGUCUCAAGACCUGGCGGGGCCAUUCCACGGAGGCCUAUCAGGGGCCUCCAUAGACUGCAACCCUGGACCACAGUACAGGAAUGUGGUGGCCACCUCCAGCCAGACGAACAUGAUGCAGACCAUGGAGUACAUGGGUAGCAACUUCCAGGCAGCCUGCUUCAGAGCGCAGAAUCCUGCCACAACAUCAAAGGUGCGCAGGGUCGCAGAUUCAGGUGAUAGUAGAAAUGUGCACAUUCACCACCCAGGGUACAGAUGAGCUGCAGCCAUUCACACUACUCAUAAGGCAAUGUUAGUAAGGUGACAUAAGGAAACCCCCCUGCCCCCUUCCCAUUUUGUUCUCAGUCUUGCAAGUGAUCUGCUGAAUGUUUCCUGUAUGAUGAUUUUUACAUGACUACCACAGAGCUGAACGCCCCAUCCAUGUGCCACUUUGCUUCUUUGAGAGAGAUAUAUAUAUAUAUAUUAGCAGUUUACAUUUGUUAAAUGAGUAGCCUUUGGGGAAAAAUGUGGGCUUUUAUUCAUUUUCUUUUCAUAAAUAAUAGCAUCAGUUUGUGAGAUCAGCACUGUUUUGUCCAUACCUAUCUAGGCUGUAUAAUUUGAAAGGAUAGUGUACCACACGAAAUGCAUAUUAAUUUACUUCCUUUAUGGCAAAAGCCAUUUGUAUGUAGUUUAGGCCUACUUGAGAAUUGAAGUACUAACUCUUAACAGGUUGAUCUUAUUCACUGAAGACAUUCAAGGGGUGCCAUGAUACUGAUAUAUGUGGCUGUUUUUCCAUCUAAGCGAACUGCUCACUUGUACAAUGUACAGUGAUUUUGAUUUGAUUUUUUCCCCCUCUUAAUGUUUACAUAUUGUGCUUUUGUAACUAAUUCUGAAUCGAUAUGAAAGUGCAAACUGAUAAUGGGAUAUGCACACAUGACAAGACUGUUUCUUUUUCAGACUGUUGAACAUGAAUCAGGUUUUAGUCUUAGGUGGAAAUGUUACACUAGGGCUGUUCCAAGCCACAUUGUGUAAAAUGUUGAUCCUACCUUGAAGUGUCUGCUCAUGCUUAUCCUUUUUUUCCUUAAUUUUUUUAAAUAUUAGUUUUCUUUUUAAAUGGAUAAAGCUGUAGACUGCAAUUGCUUCGGGACUUGUGCUGUGGCCUAAUUGUAUAGCUUUGAAUUUUAUUUUGCUUCUAAAUUUAAUUGUUACUACUUGAAUUUCAUUGGGGAGAGUGUUUUUAAAAUUAGUGACAUCAGGCUCCUACUACUAUAUGCGUUUCAGUGGACCAAUGUUUUAAGUAGGGAUGGCUCCGAUACCUGGAUUGACCUUUUUACCCGGAUCGCGUAUUGGUCCGAGAAUCCCGAUCCAAAUCCGAUAUGCUACUGCAUGUUGGUCAUUGACAGUGCGGUCAAGCUCAAAUAAUGA